AUAGUAGGUGGGCGUAACUAGGUUGGAUACUGGAGGAUAACUUUUACCUGCGGUACCUUAUAGUGCUGAGAGAGAGAGAGCUCCUUGAGUGUGCACACACUUGUUUGAUUUCCACAAUAACCUUGACUUACCUGCACAGCUCAAGAUCUACAUCUACAGACCAUUGAGCCCAUGGCUAGCCGGGUGAACCAUGACAUGCUUCAGCUCUUGCUGCCCAUGCUCUUCAUGCUGCUGAUGCCAUUUAGCUGGAGCUACAAAGACCUCAGUCCAGGCUGCCGCCUUUACCCAUUUAAUGUGACCAUCCGGAGUGACCAGCAGGGGACGUGUCGAGGGGCCCACAUGGUGUAUGCCUGUGUGGGCUACUGUGAGUCCAGCGCUUUCCCCUCACGCUACUCUGUCAUGCUGGAAUCCAACUUCACACGUAACAUCACCUCCGCCUCCCGCUGCUGCACCAUCAGCAAGCUGACCAAGGUCAAACUUCGGGUGGAAUGCCCCGGAGGCUUUCACCAUGACAACAUUGAGAUCCUGUCGGCACGGGCCUGCCGCUGUGACAUGUGUCGCAAGUCCCGUUACUAAGCCUCCAUAGCAACAACAGCCUGGUCUGCUGUACAUCAUUGGAACAUAGAGCAGAGAGAGAGAGAGACAGAAAAAGAACAAGCGAAAGAGAAAGAGAGCAAGAGAGAGAGAAAUAUGACACAGACUAUACAAACACACUCAAGCACUUCAAAUAUUUAGUUUCUUUUUUUGUCUGAAUCAUCAAUUUUCCUUUUUUUCUGUUAACAUAAUGUGAAUCUUACAGUUAUUCUUUACAUUCUGUGAAUAUUCCAUGACAAACAGAUCAAUAGAAAUAGUCAAAAACUACAUUAAUUUAUUUUACUCUCAAAAAGGAAUUCUACCCCAAAAAAGGGAUUUUGGGAUCACAAGUCCUUAAACUAAAAGCAUCAAUGCAAUUUUAAUCCAUCAUUUACUUAUAUUAAAGAGAAAAACGUCUCUAUAGUUGCUCCUGGCUCAACUCUGGUGAAACAAAUGUGCUUUUUUCACAUUUGUGUAAAAUCUUCUAAUAAUACUACUCUGCCACAUCAGUCCACAUACUUUUGUACUUUCAGUUACAAUUCUGUAUUUUUCAGCUUGUCCAGAAAUGCUUGUGUAAAACAUGUCCUUUUUGAGUUGCUUAAAGCCUGAAUUACACUUUAUUACUGUAGGGGGAGCCCUAGAGCCAAAAAUGCUUUCAGGAUCCCAGGCAGAAUAAACAGUAAAACGUUCCAUUUUGAACUACAGAAAAGUACAUUUAAUCCACACUUUGAUGUAUGUUGAAUGAAUGAACAUGAACAACGAAUGUACAUACUUAAUUUAUAUGUUUGUGAGUUUAGGAUCUUUUCUUUUGCAUGAGUGCUGCUGUUUGUGAGAGAGAUUUUUUAUAAGUAUUGAUGAAAUAAAA
Molecule: messenger RNA, 1438 nt
Organism: Astyanax mexicanus (Mexican tetra)
Lineage: Eukaryota; Metazoa; Chordata; Actinopteri; Characiformes; Acestrorhamphidae
Gene: gpha2
Product: glycoprotein hormone subunit alpha 2
Exons: 4
Coding region: 172-576 (134 amino acids)
Biological process (GO): cell surface receptor signaling pathway
Cellular component (GO): extracellular region
Molecular function (GO): hormone receptor binding; hormone activity
Source: RefSeq, a predicted model, not a curated record